CAGCUUGAUGGCCGGAGGAGAAGCCGGCGUGUAUUCUGGCUCCGGGGAACCCGUUAUAGACCGUUAUUUUGUCGCCGUUAUCACAGGAGCGAAGUGGAAGCGAACCGUUGGUGAGUCGGCCUUCUGUAGUCUGAAACCGAGGCCUCGGGACCAGCUCCACUCCUCUUCCUCUUCCUCGGCCGACUGAUGAUGGAGCCGCGAGGAAGAACCUUCACCAUCACACCGCUGGAUCUACGUCCAUCAUCUUCAGAAGGCUCCGGGGUGGAUCACCGAGGAAAGGAAGUGAGGAGGCCGCCGAGGAGACGACAUGUCCACUGACGAGGAGCCCACGGUCACAGUGAAGGCGGCUGCAGCUGCUGCUGGCUCGCCACCUACUGGGGAAUGCAGAUUCUGGGUCACCUUCAUUUCAAGCUUCGUGAUGGACAACCACCUGAACCGACACACCUACGGGUUCAUCCAGAGUCGCCUCGUCCCGUUUUACCUCCACCUGGGUUCAGCCUGCGCCUUCUUCAACCUCACCAUCUACGCCGUGUAUCACCCCAGCGACACGCUGGACGACAGAGAAGCCUUUCAGAUCUUCAUCUUCUUCGUCUCGGUGUCGGUGGCGGCCGUCAACGCCCAGUGGUUCGGCCAGAUGACGUCAGAGAUCAUGGCCGACAUGCACCUGGUGGAGCAGGCGUGCGGCCUGGGCCAGGACAUCGGGCUGUCGUCGAACCGCGAGGCGUACGCCAAGCUGUGCGACACGGACGCCAAGUACCGGCGGCUGAGCGGCCGGCUGCGGCUCUACCGGCUGCUGUCCUCGCUCUGCAACCUCUGCUGCGUCGGCUGCAACGGCUACAGCCUCUGCUACAUGGCGGAGAACCUCCGCCGGCUGUGAGCCGCCGAGGAGAACGUCAUCGUGACCUCUUCUUAGGCAUGAAAUGUUAAAAAUAAUCGAACCCGGUAUAUAUAUAUAUUUAAUACUUUAAAGUCUCUGUUAGUUGUGAGAUCACAAAGCCCUCGGCGUGCAUUGAGGAUUCAUUAUUUAGCGAUGACUCACGCCUCACCUUUCACCUGGUGAGGCUGCAGGCGGCGGCUCGGUAGAUACGAGGAACCUGGAACAACGAGGGACGUUGAAAAACUACGUAGGUUGCGACAGCAGGAAAUUAGAUCAAUUAUUUUUUUAAUGCAAAUAAAAAAGGGAGCCGGCGGUGAGCUGCUCGUCCCGUCCGGGUGCAGUUUUUAAAAUGCUUUGCCUCGCCUGGGAAGCGGCGGCUUGUUUUGUCAUCGCCGACGACGACGACGGUAUGAAAUGAAGAUCGGGCCCACUCACUAAUCGCACCGGUGUGACCUGUUUUUAAAACGUGCAACCGAACAUCAGAUCUUUAAAGAUUCAAAAGAGCCAAAUAUAUAUAUAUAUAUAUAUAUUUAGUUCUCUCUCUCUCUGGUUGUCUGAGCUUUUUUUAUGAACGGCAUUUAUAAGAAAUCAGAGAAGAGGCCGCUGAGUAUUUAUUUGUUUUUCCUUCCGUUUGUUCCGAUCGCCAGAGACCAUUUUUAUUGUGAGCACGGCCAGUCGAAAAAAUGUAUACUAAAAAAUCGAAUGCAAAUCAUUUGACACGAAAGCGGUGCCGUGUGAUUUUAAGGGUAUUUAUGCUCUUGUGUCUUAAUGCAUUUUAAAUUAUGGGUGUCGAAGAUGUUGUGACGUGCACCGUCUGUUUUUGUUUGUUGUUUGGGAGGGGUUGUAUUAAAACAUGUUUUUUAAA
Messenger RNA from Cyclopterus lumpus (lumpfish), 1742 nucleotides. Its product is annotated as transmembrane protein 205. The record is from RefSeq and is a predicted model, not a curated record. The transcript has 5 exons. The coding region runs from base 308 to 877 and encodes 189 amino acids. Lineage: Eukaryota; Metazoa; Chordata; Actinopteri; Perciformes; Cyclopteridae.